Neospora caninum is the source of this 894-nucleotide messenger RNA. RefSeq lists its product as hypothetical. NCBI's taxonomy places the organism in Eukaryota, Apicomplexa, Conoidasida, Eucoccidiorida, Sarcocystidae. The transcript has a single exon. The coding region runs from base 1 to 894 and encodes 297 amino acids. The record is from RefSeq and is a predicted model, not a curated record.
AUGCCUGCGGAAAAUAAGGCAGCGGGGAAGGGGGUGUCCGCGGAGGAGAGACACCGAGAACAGGGAAGAACUUUGCUUGCACUGCUCAAACGACAAGGAGACAGGAAGGCUCAAGACCACGUCUCCACGUCGUUCAGUUCGUCUCUUCCUUGUCCCCUCUCUUCGUCUCUCCCCUCUCUCUCUUCUCUUCCUUCAUCUUCACCGUUCCUUCGUUGUGCCUCUGCCUCGUCGGCUGGUCAAAGCCCACAAGAGCUGCCGGGGUGGUGUAACGGCGCUCGGGAGAGGCGAGAGGAGGAGCCGGGAAUGGCGACAAGUGAAUACGCGGGCCUGGGACGUUGUCGCUGGGGGCAUAAGGCAGUUGAGAACCAACACGAGGGAAAAGCCGUCUCCUUUUUGCGGAAAAGAACCGACGGCUCUUCCUCGCGGGUUGUCCAGAGGAACAAGGUUGAUGGCCGUUCACGGCUGCCUCACGUGUCGCCUCCGUCUGUCGCUUUUCCCGCUACUGUUCCUGACGCCAGAAUCGGCAGCAAGGAGCAACGAGAAUCGGAGGUCCGACCUUUGCAUGCCUCGAUUGAAAAACCCAAAGAGGCGAGUUUCGGCGCUCUCCACGUCGAAACGUCUCCCGCAAAUCUUACAUCUCACCACUGUGACAACGCUUCCUCGCUCUCUUCCUCUGCGUUUUCGCUGUCUCCCUUUGGCUUCACGAAGAAGGAGACAUUUGCCCUCCCCGCUUUUAUGCGGUCUCCAGAUCCGUCAGAAGUUCGCGUGCCUUGCGCGUUUUUGCGGUGUGUUGGGAAGGAGACCGAGGCGAGUGGAGUCGGCGAGAGAAGAGCAGGAAUGGAAGCCAACAAGAGAACAACGUCGAGACAAAAUGUGAUUUACGCCCUCGCUUGA